AUGGAUACCUCCGAGGUUCGACAACGAAAGCAUGACCCUCAACUGAAUCACACAGCCGCUCCGAAGAAGCAGCCUUCCGACGGUCAAGAUGAGGAACCCCGUUUGAAGCAUGGCAUUGCGAUGCAGCUUCUCCGCUCUUUGCUCCUGGCCACAUGGUUCAACUGCUGCUGCGUUGCCAUCCUAGCGACCCAGGUCAUCGGCUCCCCUCUAUACGUGAUAAACAAGGAUUGGUAUUAUUCCUAUAUGGCAUACACAAAGCAGUCCUUUGGCUUGGUCAUCACGGCUCUCACUCAAUGGGGCUGUCCUACCUUUGUGCGAGUCAGCGGUGACAAGAGUGUACGGGGUCAGGUCCACGUCGCAGAGGAUGGGCGCUUAAAGACCCAAUUCCCAGAGCGAUUGGUCCUCAUAGCCAAUCACCAGGUGUAUACUGAUUGGAUCUAUCUGUGGUGGGUGGCAUACACGAAUACGAUGCACGGCCGCAUCUUCAUCAUCCUUAAGGAAUCCUUGAAGUACAUUCCUAUUAUCGGCCAGGGUAUGACCUUUUACGGCUUUAUUUUCAUGGCUCGCAAAUGGUUGUCCGACAAGCCCCGUCUGCAACAUCGAUUGGAGAAGCUGAAGACUCAGCAUACGGGAUCGCAGUCAGGGUCCCCGCAAUAUGACCCCAUGUGGCUUCUGAUCUUUCCUGAGGGGACGAACCUAUCCAUCAACACCAGGCGGCGGAGUGCAGAGUAUGCCGCAAAGCAGGGACUCUCCCCGUUGAAGCAUGAGCUGAUUCCCCGUUCCACUGGUUUAUUUUUCUGUCUACAGCAGCUGCGCGGGACAGUGGAGUGGGUCUAUGACUGCACCGUAGCCUACGAAGGACCUCCAAAGGGUAAUCUACCUGACAAGUACUUUACCCUUCGGUCGACGUAUCUGCAGGGGCGACCGCCCACUUCGGUCAAUAUGCAUUGGAGACGUUUUGCCGUGUCCGAGAUCCCUCUGGAUGACCAGCAAGAGUUUGACUCGUGGCUCCGCGAGCGUUGGACCGAGAAGGAUCAGUUGCUUGAGGAGUACUACGAGACAGGGAGGUUCCCGUCCGAGCUGGCUGGGUCUAUCGAGGUUGGGCAUGGAUUCGAGGACCGGAAGACUGCCGCGGCUGCAGGGUAUGCUGAGGCACAUGUGCGGUUGGGACACUGGGCCGAGGUUGGCCGGAUAUUCAUGGUGCUUCUAGGCGCGGUGUUCCUCUGUAAAUUGCCCAAGCUCCUGGGAUUCUAA
Aspergillus tubingensis is the source of this 1254-nucleotide messenger RNA. RefSeq names its product lysophospholipid acyltransferase family protein. Lineage: Eukaryota; Fungi; Ascomycota; Eurotiomycetes; Eurotiales; Aspergillaceae. The coding region runs from base 1 to 1254 and encodes 417 amino acids. Gene Ontology annotation, cellular component: endomembrane system. Gene Ontology annotation, molecular function: acyltransferase activity. The record is from RefSeq and is a predicted model, not a curated record. The transcript is spliced from 2 exons.